AUGGAUCAGAUCACCAACGCUCUUGAACCAUGCAAGCAGUUCGCCAAAGACUCGAUGAGACUUGUGAAAAGAUGUACGAAGCCAGAUAGAAAGGGUAAUUGUUGACUUCUUUUUUAAGUGACCUUCCCAAAAUCGUUUGUAAUUUUCUUAGACUUAAGCUUUAGCUGAGUAUUUUGUUGAGAAAAUGCUCCAAUUUUUAUCUUGAUCGUAAGGUUUUAAAGCUCUUUGAUAUUUACCAGCGUUUUUUUGUUUGUCUUUUUGGUGGUCUAGUGAAAAUCUUCUACUAUAAUAUGCUUUAGAAACUUAUCAGAAUGGUUUCAUUUUAAUCUACUUUUAGACUCUUUAUAAUCCCUUAACAUUAUAGUGAUUUAAACUCCAAGUUGUCGCUCUCUUGUUCCUUUGUGUCCAACUUGGAACGGUACAAGUGAUCAAUUCAUUGUCUUGGGUCUUGGAUUAUUAGUCCCAAUAAUAUAAUAAAUGGAGUAAUACCCUGCUACUUUCAAGCUGCAAUAUCCCUAAAAGAGCUGAACUGAAUACAUGGAUACAAGAUCCUUUCUUUUUCAGUGGCUUUAAGAACGACAAAAAGACAUUUAUGGGCUUUGUUGUUGUUCUUAGUGUACAUUGAAGUGGAUACGUUGAUACUUCAAAGGCUUUCCAGUCGUCAGAACUGGCCACUCAGACUAUGCUAGUCAUAAUAAGUAUUUCAUUUUUAAUCAGAACUGUUUUGCCAGAUCAGUCGAUUCCUAAAUGAUAUGCAUGGGGUUGAUGAGUUUUCAGGGAAAACACUUAAAAAGCAUUCAUAUUGAAUGACAAGUUCGGCUGGCAGUUCUAACUUUUGGAAAGCACCCAUAGUCAGUAUUGUGAGAAGCAAAAAAGAAGGAAACAGGACUCCUAAAACAGAACAAGAAUAUACAGUGCAUAUAAUCUUGACUGAAUUAGGGCCUCAACAGGGUUUUCAUUAAGAACUUUUGGUAGAAGGAGAAAGUUGUAAUUUUACAGGACAAUUGAUUUUGAAAGAGGCUCCAUGUCUGAGUAAAAAAUAGUCAUAGGCUACCGAACCUUAGUCUGAGAAUUCUGCGUAGUAAACAGAAUUCUCUGAUCUCUGAUGGCUAAUGAACACCCUGCCUUAAACCACAAGAGGAGUUUUCAUUUCUGGGCAUGAUAGUGAAUCAUCUCAUUUUUUUUGCAGAAUUUCAGAAGAUUGCCCUUGCCACUGCUAUUGGUUUUGCUAUCAUGGGCUUCAUUGGCUUUUUUGUCAAACUCAUUCACAUCCCCAUCAACAACAUCAUAGUGCAAUGA
Porites lobata is the source of this 1299-nucleotide messenger RNA. Lineage: Eukaryota; Metazoa; Cnidaria; Anthozoa; Scleractinia; Poritidae. The record is from the annotation of a GenBank genome assembly.